Molecule: messenger RNA, 3078 nt
Organism: Ceratotherium simum simum (southern white rhinoceros)
Lineage: Eukaryota; Metazoa; Chordata; Mammalia; Perissodactyla; Rhinocerotidae
Gene: NOX1
Product: NADPH oxidase 1
Biological process (GO): superoxide anion generation; defense response
Cellular component (GO): NADPH oxidase complex; plasma membrane
Molecular function (GO): superoxide-generating NAD(P)H oxidase activity
Source: RefSeq, a predicted model, not a curated record
UCAUUCCUGGAAGCUUUGUGGGUAGAUGUGCAUCUUUCACAUCUUAAAGACUCGCAGACACUGAGCUGGACAAAGAUCCCAACCCUGAAGAACUCCAGAAUCCAGGUUGCUGAAUCUUCCCUGCUGCCUAGAGAGAUUCCAUAUCACCUCUUGACAAUGGGAAACUGGGUGAUUAACCAGUGGCUCUCAGUUUUGAUUCUGGCUAUUUGGUUGGGGCUGAAUGUUUUCCUGUUUGUGCACACUUUCCUGGUGUAUGAGAAGGGUAUCAAGUACUUCUACACAAGAGAAAUCCUGGGGUCAGCGUUGGCCUGGGCCCGAGCCUCUGCUCGCUGCCUGAAUUUUAACAGCAUGCUGAUCCUGAUUCCCGUGUGUCGAAAUCUGCUGUCCUUCCUGAGGGGCACCUGCUCAUUUUGCAGGCGCACCCCGAGAAAGCAACUGGAUCACAACCUCACCUUCCACAAGCUGGUGGCAUAUAUGAUCUGCCUACACACAGCUAUUCACAUCAUUGCACACCUGUUUAACUUGGAACGAUACAGCAGAAGCCGACAGGCCACAGAUGGAUCUCUUGCUUCCGUUCUCUCCAGCCUAUCUCAUCAAGAGAAAGAGGGGAAUUCUUGGUUAAAUCCCAUCCAGUCCCCAAACAUGACAGUGGAGUAUGUGACAUUCACCAGCAUUGCUGGUCUCACUGGAGUGAUCAUCACAAUAGCUCUGGUUCUCAUGGUGACUUCAGCUAUGGAGUUUAUCCGGAGGAGUUAUUUUGAGGUCUUCUGGUAUACACACCAUUUAUUUGUCAUCUACUUCAUCGGCUUAGGUAUUCAUGGCAUUGGUGGAAUUGUUCGGGGUCAAACAGAAGAGAGCAUGGAGGAGAGUCAUCCUCACAGGUGUGCAGAGUCUUUCGAGAAGUGGGAUGAUCGUGACUCCCACUGCAAGCGUCCCCAAUUUGAAGGGCACCCUGCUGAGUCUUGGAAGUGGAUCCUUGCACCAGUUGUUUUUUAUAUCUUUGAAAGGAUCCUCCGAAUUUAUCGCUCCCAGCAGAAGGUUGAGAUUAUCAAGGUUGUCAUGCACCCAUCCAAAGUUUUGGAAUUGCAGAUGAACAAGAGUGGCUUCAGCAUGGAAGUGGGACAGUAUAUUUUUGUUAAUUGCCCCUCAAUUUCUUACCUGGAGUGGCAUCCCUUUACCCUGACUUCUGCUCCAGAGGAAGACUUCUUCUCCAUUCAUAUUCGAGCAGUGGGGGACUGGACAGAAAAUCUCAUAAGGGCUUUUGAACAACAGCAUUCACCAUUUCCCAGGAUUAAGGUGGAUGGUCCCUUUGGCACUGUCAGUGAGGAUGUUUUCCAGUAUGAAGUGGCUAUGUUGGUCGGAGCAGGAAUUGGGGUCACCCCUUUUGCUUCCAUUUUGAAGUCCAUCUGGUACAAAUUCCGGCGGGCUGAUCACAACCUCAAAACACAAACGAUCUAUUUCUACUGGAUCUGCAGGGAGACAGGUGCCUUUGCCUGGUUCAAUGACCUAUUGGCUUCCCUGGAACAGGAGAUGGAGGAAUUAGGCAAAGUGGGUUUUCUAAACUACCGUCUCUUCCUCACCGGAUGGAACAGCAACAUUGCUGGUCAUGCAGCAUUGAACUUUGACAAGGCCACUGACAUCCUGACUGGUCUGAAACAGAAAACCUUCUUUGGGAGACCCAUGUGGGACAAUGAGUUUUCUAGAAUAGCUACCACCCAUCCCAAGUCUGUGGUGGGAGUUUUCUUAUGUGGUCCUCAGACUUUGGCAAAGAGCCUGUGCAAACGCUGUCACCAAUACUCCAGUGUGGAUCCUAGGAAGGUUCAAUUCUACUUCAACAAAGAAAAUUUCUGAAUUACAGGAAUAAGGACGGUAAUCUGCAUUUAGUCUCUCCUUUGUAUCUUCAACAACUUACUUGGUCUGGUCAGCUUUGGGCAGCUGCCACUGAAGGAUAAUAAUGUGCCUCUCAAGCCUUGACUCCCUGGCAUUCUUUUUAAAUUGGAUUCAACUUCGUUGUCACUGAGCUUUCACGAACCCACGCACUUCAGGAGUCAUGAUACUCUCAAAGCCCAUGGAUCCUUUCUUGGGAAAAGAACUGUAAAUCCUUUUGGAAUGCCAUGACUGCAGCAAGGCCUGAUAGCAGACGUGGCUGACAAUUAUACAACUUAAGCCCAGGUGAUUUUGUUGAUUCCAAGUGUUACCAUCUCCUGGACUUUGGGUCAUAAUCUCCCCUCCUACCCACAAAGAAGAUUUCUAAGUAGGAUGGUUUUUUAAAUAAAAAUUUAUUGAAGAAUUAAUGACAAAACAUAAUAAGCAUAAAUAAUAAAACAACGAACAUAAAAUUACCAAGAACCCCAUCCCUAUAUAACACUAUGUACAUUCGUACUGUUAUUUUAAACAUGGUCUUAUCCAGUGUGAACAGCAAUUUAUGCUUUACUUAUUUUUGCUUGUCAAAAAAUGAAGGAUUUUCUUCUUUGCUUAACAAAUGAUUUGUUAUUUUAUCUGGGUUCUCCAUUUGGGAAAGAAAAUCUUGCAAAUGUGUUAAUCGUAAUUGAAAUUAUUAGAAUUGAAAGCUAUAUUGUCAUUAGUUUGCAUUGUUCUGUUAAAAAUAAUUGUGAAAACUCGAACUCCAUCUUAGGAUGACUUAGUCAGUCAACAGGGGUUCUUUAUUGCCAUUUUUAUUAAGGGAGUUUAUUAACAUCCAGUUUUAAAAAAAGAUAAUUUAGAAUUUUGAUAACAUUUUUUGGGCUCCUACCUACCUAGUCACUAAGGAAUCAUUACCUAAUGACAUAGGCAAAAUGCCUUUUCUUUCUCCUAUCAAAAUGCUUUUUAUUUCUCCCAUACACUCGGCUCUGGGAUAUUAGUAGUCACAGUGAAUCAGUAGGAGGAAAGAAGACUGAGGCCCUUAAAAGAAGGAAAAAACACACUUCAUUGUGCCCAAAGACAAUUCAACUCAUUAUAAAUUUAUAAGAAUGUUUCUACUGGAUUAGCAUUAUAGCACCUAUUUCUCUACCAUUAAGUAAGUGACCAAGAUUGAAUAAAUGGUUGUUUCUAAUUAUCCAGAAACCUAUAUGACUUGAA